CGUGCGUGCGUGCGCAGUGUCUUCGUGCAGCGCAGUCCUGUCGUCGACAGUCUGCUGUCCAUACUCACCACCCUGAUCCCCUUCCGCCGCCCAGUUGCAUUGUACGGCGCCCGUUGUGCCACGAGGUGUGUGCGUGCUCUCAUCGUCUGGCAGCGAGCAAGCGGGCAAACAGCAUUCCCUCGCCAGCCCGCGCCGAAACGCCAGCCACGACCCCGACUCCUCGCCAUCACCCAACCCGCGGCGCUUCGCUCGCACCACCACCCACCGUCCCCCUUCCACCGCUGGACAACGGCGAGCGCGCGCAUCGACGAGCCGGGCUGGAUGUGUGCGCACCGCGACUAGCCCACCGUCGCCUGACCCGGUCUGCGCUACAUCUCCUGGCGGCCGCGUCGAAUCCCCGAACAUCACACCUGCCUAGAACAUGUCCUUCUUGUUCAAAUCGUCCAAGAAGGGCGGGUCCGGUCCUGUCGCCAGCUCCAAUGCGCCGUCAUUACACGCCGUCCGAGAGCAUACCCCCAGAGAUGCCGGCGCACCCAGCCAAAUACCUACGCUGAACGGCCACCAGUCCAAUGGCGCGAAGCCAGGCUCACCUACACCUCCGCAGAGCGUGAACAACAGUUUGAACUCAAUAUCGGGCUUCGAAAAGCCCUCGCCGCAAGCACGGCCGGCCGAUGAGCGGAUCCAAGCGCCUCGAGACGAUGGCCCGCGGCCAGAGCAAAAGUCACUGCGUGAGAGAAGAGAAACGAGCCAGGAUGCAGUGGGCCAGAGGACGCCUCUGCAACAAACGCGCCCUUCACAGGACGCAUCGCCCUAUCCGUGGUCGCAGCGCCGUCUGAACUUCACAGUUACACACGCGAACCCCUUCCCACGCUAUGGCGCUGCAGUCAAUUCCAGCUCGAGCAAAGAUGGUUCAAUAUAUCUCAUGGGCGGACUCAUCAAUGGUAGUACCGUUAAGGGCGAUCUAUGGAUGGUUGAGUGCGGCGCCGCUGGGAUGGGAAGCAUGACCUGUUUUCCUGUUGCGACCACGAGCGAAGGGCCAGGGCCACGUGUGGGACAUGCGAGCUUGUUAGUCGGCAAUGCCUUCAUUGUAUUUGGUGGAGACACCAAAAUGGACGAGGGCGACCAGCUGGACGACACGCUGUAUCUCCUCAAUACAUCCACGAAGCAAUGGUCAAGAGCGUUACCUGCUGGACCGCGUCCGCCCGGACGAUACGGGCAUACAUUGAACAUUCUUGGCAGCAAGAUUUACAUCUUUGGAGGUCAGGUGGAAGGCUACUUUUUUAAUGAUCUGGUAGCCUUCGACCUGAAUGCUCUACAGCAAGCAACGAACAAAUGGGAAAUCCUCAUCCAAAACACGAUCGAUGGUGGUCCACCACAUGGCCAAAUCCCGCCAGCCCGUACAAACCACACAAUGAUCACCUGGCAAGAUCGGCUAUAUCUCUUCGGAGGAACAGAUGGCAUUCACUGGUACAACGAUGUCUGGUCAUACUCCCCGCACACCAACACGUGGUCGCAACUAGACUGCAUCGGCUAUAUUCCAGCAGCACGUGAAGGACACGCCGCGGCACUUGUUGGCGAUGUCAUGUACAUCUUCGGCGGACGAAAUGAGGAAGGCAAUGAUCUGGGAGAUCUGGCAGCAUUCCGCAUCAGCUCGCGCAGAUGGUACACCUUCCAAAACAUGGGUCCGAGCCCCAGUCCCAGAUCAGGCCACAGCAUGACCACUGUCGGAAAGUCCAUUGUCGUUCUGGCCGGUGAGCCCAGCAGUGCGCCUCGUGACCCAGUCGAGCUCGGUCUGGCCUACUUUCUCGACACUGCGAAGAUUAGAUAUCCUCCUGACGCGACGUCUGGCACUCCACCAUCGGGUAGGCGACCGAGCGGCGAGAGAGCAGGGUCGCUAAGCAACAUUCGAGGCCCGGGCCCAGGUCAGAGAGCAGAGCUGAUGGAUCGCGAGAGGAGUGGGAGUGCUGGAGAGAACCGCAUUCGGUCACCAGAUAGCGGGUCAAGACUUCCACGACCGGGACAACCACCACCUUCUGGCCCGCCACCCCAAGCGCCGGGACAAGUUCGUCAGAUCGGCCCACCCGCGACCACACGGCAGCCCACACGACCUGCGGAGAGGGCACUCAGCCCUACGAAUGAGAGCAUCCGACCUCAGCAACGCUUUGAUAGCGUGGCUGCAAUCGCAGGAUCUGCAGCGGCUCGCAAUUCUCCUGUUCCGAAAGAUCGAUCUAUGCCUACUUCGCCCACUUUCGAGAGAGAUCAGACUACCGCGCCACCACAAGCAGAGGAGCAGAUACGAUCGAAACCCGAAACCUAUACUCCUUCGCAAGAGCUGCCUGGAUCGUUCCCACAGACUCCUGGUCUGGAGUCACGCAACGAGUCACGAACUGGGUCAAGAAGUACGUCUCGACAAGCGCAAAACCGUUACGAGGAGCCAUCACGGCCUUCUGUUGAUAAUGAGCCACUCUCUCGCGUGCGCAAGAUCUCAGAAGAACAUGAGAGGCCACAAGAUUCUGGACUUGGUUCAUCGCCGGCAUUGACCUCGCAGUAUGAAGAGUUGGCUAGAGAGCUCGAACUGAUCAAGCAAAAGAAUGCCUGGUAUGCCUCCGAGCUGGCUCUGGCGAGGAAAUCCGGUUACCAGGCGCGAUCCACGGAGUCACCUGUCUUUGACGAGAGCAGCAAGCAAACUUUCAAUGAUGAUGACAAGCCUUUAAUCGAGGCCUUGCUGAAGAUGCGCGGCGAAUUGGCGAAAAUGCAGGAGACGAUCGAAGAGCAGAGCAACAACGCAGCCACACGAGUCGCUGAGAUUGAGCGGCAACGGGACACCGCAAUCAAUGAGGCUGUGUUUGCAAAGGCGAGACUGGCGGGGUCAGGGGGCUCCCAACCAGACGGCGAAACGAAGCAGAUGGAUCGUGAUAACGAUAUUAGCCGUCGACUUGCAGCGUCCCUCGAAGCGCAAAGCGAGCUGAAGCGUCAAAUUGACACCUUAAUCCAAGGAGCUGAGGCUGAGAGAAAGGCACGGGAACUCGCCGAGGAUACUGCCAACGCUGCGCAGAAACGAGUCUUGGAGCUUGAUCAGUAUAGGCAACAGCACGCUUCCGAGGUUGAGAGCCUGCGCUCUGAGCUGCACGAAGCGCAAAAGGCACAUCGUGAAGCUGCAGCAAGCCACACGGAAAUCCUGACACAACAUAAGAUUCUCGAGGUGGACAAGAACGAGCUCCGGCAAAAGCUGGAAUCCAUGACAAACCAAGGCAGCACUCAGACCGAAAUGCUUGCAUCGUUGGAGAAGGCUGUGCAGGCCUCCAAGGAGAAAGCAGACUUAUUGCAACAACAGCUUGACGACGCACGCGGCAGUCGGGACGAGCUCGAGUCCAGCCUGCGCGAACUGAAAUCUCAGCACGAUCAGCGCGUCGGAGAGUUGGAGAGCACCUCGAGACGCCUGCGGGAAGCUGAAGAGCUAGCCGAGAAGCAUGCCGAGGAGGCUCGCACGCACCGCGAAGCUGUCAUGAGUGGUCUGCAGCAAGUCACAAGCCGCGACGUGGGAGCCAACGGUGUGCAGGACGAGCGUGUUGAGAUCCUGCAAAAGCAAGUCGAGACUGCGCAAGCCCAGGUCCGACAGAAUCAAGCAGCUGCCGAUGCUGCUUCUGAGAAACUGCGACGAGCAGAGGAGCGCAUUGCGGGUCUUGAGUCGUAUCAAGAACAAGCCAGCCGCGAGGGUCUCUCCAUCCGGAAGCAAUUGCAGGUUGCGAUGAAGGAGAACCAGGCUCUUGGCAGUGAAAAGGCAGAGCUGGAGCAGAAGCUGGAGAGACAUAUGCUGGAGACGAACGCUUUGUCUGUGCAACACGCCUCUCUCAAGGAUAUACUCAACGAGCGUGGCAUCAGCGCUGCAGAUAAGAGGCGAUCACGAGGACUGGACUCGCCAGGCAGCAACAGAUUCAGCACUCCUGACACCUCUCGAGUUCGAGAAAUGGAGCAGCAACUCGAAGCUCAAGCUAAGAACCACGAAGACUUGAAGCAGCAAUUUGAGGAAGUCAGCGGCCGAAGCGACAAGAUGAAACGCGAAUACGAGGAGAAGCUUGCGGCUCUUGACAACGACCAUCAAGCUGCAGUCAAGUAUCUUCGUGGCACGGAGAAAAUGCUUUCUAAGAUGAAGCAGGAAAUGCAACGUGUCAAGAAUGAGAACGCUGAUCUGAGCAAGAAGCUAACCAAGGCCAAGGAAGACAUGGAGUCGAGCGCCAGAAGCACUCCAGCGACUGAGCGUAAGAACGAAGAUUGGGAGGGCGAGCGUCAGAAACUCAAGCAAGAAGUCUCGGCUGUGCAGACUAAACUACAAGGGUCAAUUGACGAUCUCGAGAGCCGUAUCACGAAGAUGCAGGAACAGCUUCGCACGACCGAACAAGAGCUUUCGCAAAGCAAGACAUCGCAAAGCACUGCGCAGACUGAGCUCGAGAACUUGCGAUCGACGAUUGAGAGUUCCAAGGCCGACAUGGAGCGAUUGCAGAAGGAGAAUGCCUUGCUCGAAGAACGAGCUCGCGACGCUGAGAACAAAGUGCAACUAUUGCUGGAUCAGGUUGAGUCGAGUGUCGACAAUUAUCGCAGGCAAUCGAGGAUGCGCAGCCCAGGUGGCACACCCACACUCAAUGGCGUGGUGCACCAACGUGCUCCUAGCGUGAGCGAGUCGAGCGUCGAUGCUGGUGAACUGCCUGAGCAUCUGAAGAGUCAUUCACGACAGAUCUCCACAGGCGGCGAUUCGACCUACUCCGCUUCCGACUCUGCAACCGGCAACGAGGGUCGCAACUCCAUGGCUCUCGAUUCCCUUGCCUCCGAGCUUGACGCUCUGCGGACACACUGGGAGACGACGAACAAGAACUAUCGUCUAUCUGAUCGCUUUGAUUAUGACAAGACGCCAACCACAGCCGGACCUAACACGGCGGGUGGCAACAGCAGUCUUAUGGACUGGAGAAGAGGGCUGGAACUCGAUGAUGACGACGAUAAUGCUACACGACCCGGCACCUCGGACGGCUCCAAGAAGAGCAAGAGCCCGGACGCACAACGAAAGCCUAGUGUGGACGAACCCACACCCACUGCUACACCGCGGCUCGGUGUGGCAGGCGGAAUGCUGUAAAGACGAGCCAUCUGUACGAAAACAACAUAUUACUGUGGCGUAAUAAAAGGCGUUGUUCGAUGACUCUAUACUGCUGGACUGGAUCCUUCGAGUAUAUUGUGACGAAUACGAGAAUGAAUGGAAACAAAAAACGAGAAUGAGGCCUGGUCUCGACGAUCAUUGUAUGUUCUUCUGUGUGGGUCGAGCGAAGGAGGCAAGAAAUUGGUAUCUGGGUCGGAAUGGCGGGCGGCAUGUUUGGCUUGGAUUUUUCUAUCUGCCAUGAGUUCGAAAGACACGAAACUCUGUACCCGUGGGCGGUACUUGCUUUUCUGUAGACAUAUACCCUCUGAUUGUUG
Cercospora beticola is the source of this 5460-nucleotide messenger RNA. RefSeq lists its product as uncharacterized. The record is from RefSeq and is a predicted model, not a curated record. Gene Ontology annotation, cellular component: cell cortex of cell tip. Gene Ontology annotation, biological process: regulation of cell shape. Gene Ontology annotation, molecular function: protein binding. Lineage: Eukaryota; Fungi; Ascomycota; Dothideomycetes; Mycosphaerellales; Mycosphaerellaceae.